AGAGACGCGCGCCGAUCGUACGCGCUUGUCACAUUCUCCCGCCAUUUAUGAACCCGGACUGCGUAACCCGUAACUAAAAUAUAUUUGUGCAGUGUUGUUAUUUGGAACACCGGUGUGAAGCCGUUAAUAAAUCGAGAACAGGAUUUUCCUGAUAUAAUAUAUAAAUGAUAAUGUGAAGAGGACAUAAGCCAAGAUCAAAAUAAUAACUUGAAUCAAAGGGGUGAAAAAUUUGAUCAAAAUGUCUACCUUAAAUCCAGCCCCGAUAGAAAAUGGUGUUGGUGAUGACGCUCGCGGCACCACAUAUUUCUUUUCCAGGGGUAGAUCUAGCGCGUCGCUAUGGCAACGGAUAAGUCUAUUCGUAUCCAUAUAUUGGAAAUCUCUAAUAGUAGUUUUAACACCAUUGAUAUUGCUACCAAUUCCUAUCUUAAAUGCUGGAUCAGACAAUGCAAGGGCAUAUAAAUGCAUGUAUGUAGUACUUAUAAUGGCUAUGUAUUGGGUGUUGGAGUUACUACCGCUACCCGUGACGUCAAUGCUACCGAUAGUAUUGUUUCCAACCAUGGGCAUCUUGGACUCUGAUAAGACGUGUGCAGCGUACAUGAAAGAAACAAACAUGAUGUUUAUGGGUGGGCUGAUGAUAGCUGCUGGGGUGCAGCAUUCGAAGUUGCCGAAGCGAGUGGCGCUUUGGACAGUUCAAGUGGUCGGAUGUUCGCAUAGGAGAUUAAACUUUGGUCUAACAUUUGUGACUAUGUUUAUAUCGAUGUGGGUGUCAAACGCGGCUGCCACAACUAUGAUGGUGCCAAUUGUUGAAGCCAUACUCGAAGUCUUGGAACAGCAAGGUUUGGGAGAUGUAUACGUGAAUAAAAAGAAGAAUGCUCUCCCAGAGAAUGGCAAAGAUAUUAAACCAGACAACAGGAAUUCAGAAGAAGAGGCGCCGCUGCCGAGCGAUAUAACGGUGUGUUACUACCUAAGCAUCGCGUACGCGUCCACGCUGGGCGGCUGCGGCACGCUCGUCGGUACCGCCACUAACUCCGCCUUCAAAGGAAUAUUUGACUCCGAGUUCCCCGAGAUCUCAGGGUCGGUGAACUUCUUCUGGUUCAUGGCGUACAGCACGCCGCCCAUGCUGCUGAUGCAGCUCCUCGUGUGGCUCUCCCUGCAGGUCACCUUCAUGGGGCUGUUCAGACCAAAAAGCGAGGCUGCAAAGAACGUGAACAAGGCGUCUUCUGGUUCCUUUACCACGAUGAAGGUGAUCAAGGAGCAGUACAGGAACCUCGGACCUAUCACCUUCCAUGAAAAGGCAUCUGGUUUCCUAUUCAUCCUGGCGGUGUUCCUGUAUAUCUUCCGCAAGCCUGGCUUCAUGCCGGGCUGGGCUGACGUCAUCACCACCAUGAAGGUGAAGGACGGCGUGACGUCAAUGUUCAUUGUGGUGCUGAUGUUCAUACUGCCCAUGUCUAUGGAUUUUGUUAAAUUCUUCACUGCAUCUGCCUCCUAUGAAGAAUUAGCAGCCUCAAAGCCGUCUUCUGGAGUGGUGACGUGGGGCAUCCUGAAGGAGAAAAUACCCUGGGGUCUACUCUUCUUGUUGGGCGGUGGUUUCGCGUUAGCUGAAGGCAGCAAGGCGACCGGCCUGUCCUCCAUGAUCGGCUCCUCGCUGAACGGCCUGCACGGGCUGCACCCAGCGCUGGUGCUGCUGGUGGUGGUGCUCGUCACCCAGUUCAUCACAGAGUUCACCUCCAACGUGGCCAUCGCCAACCUCAUACUGCCAGUCCUCGCUAACAUGGCUCGUACUCUGGGUAUGGACCCUCGCUACCUGAUGGUGCCAGCGACACUGGCUUGCUCGAUGGCCUUCCACAUGCCAGUGGGCACUCCGCCCAACGCUAUCGUCGCUGGCGUCGCUCACAUACCCACCUCUAAGAUGGCCGUAGGUGGUAUUGGUCCUAAAAUAAUAACCACCCUAAUAGUAUGGGGUGCCUACCCCACGUGGGGUUCUCUCAUCUUCAAGGCUGAGGACAUCAUAGGUCUGCAGAGUGGCAUCGACACCGCGCCAAUCGACAAUCUGACACUCAGUUGCAAUGCCACCGUCGCCAGCUUGUCUAUGACACCCCACUUUAACUGCUCCACUGCAACUAAUGUUACAGGAGCGUUUAACUGUAGUUAUUCACCGUUUAAGAGUUAACUGGUUUUAAAUAACUGGUUCUAGACCAAAUAGAACGGUUUUGUAAUCACUAUAUUUGUAACGAAGAAAACGGUUUUAGGGUGUUUCAGUAAUUUAAAAAAAAAUAAUUUUAAAUACCGAAAAUUGUAAUUUAGUAUUGAAAAUGAUGUUUUUGAACCAUUUUUAAUCUGAUUGCAUUUAUUUUGAUACACAAAUAAUAUGACACCCGAAAUUAUCAAGGAAUUUUGUAGUAAUAGUGCUGUGACGUCAUCAGUGUCAUGUUUUCACGUAUAAUGACACCAUUGGAGCGCAGAUUGCAAUGCCAAAAGUGUCAUUUUAUAUUAGAAUGAUAGCGGAAAAAGCGGGUGCUGACUUAAUUUAUUUAAUCCAUAGACCAUUCUUGUAAUUUAUUAGAUCUGUGGUCGUGUCGGCCAUUUUGUGAUAUGUCAACUUGACUAAUGCAUUUUAGAGCAAUUAUUUGUUUUUUUAAUAUUUAUUUUUAUCUCAUGACUGUUACCAUUAUGUAUUUUACCAAUUUUACUAAAUGACUCGUUUUCGCUUUUUAUUUAAUUGUGGUAUUGUAAUAGAAAUCUUGUUACGCAACUUGGAACUUAAGUGCCUUUACUUGAAGCACUUUCUAACUUAUAUACUUAAUUUUUUAGCAAUAAAUUUUCUAGGUGAAUAUUUAAUAUUUUC
Papilio polytes (common Mormon) is the source of this 2845-nucleotide messenger RNA. It is a transcript of the gene Indy, whose product is annotated as protein I'm not dead yet. Gene Ontology annotation, cellular component: membrane. The coding region runs from base 239 to 2170 and encodes 643 amino acids. The record is from RefSeq and is a predicted model, not a curated record. The transcript is spliced from 15 exons. Lineage: Eukaryota; Metazoa; Arthropoda; Insecta; Lepidoptera; Papilionidae. Gene Ontology annotation, molecular function: succinate transmembrane transporter activity; citrate transmembrane transporter activity. Gene Ontology annotation, biological process: citrate transport; monoatomic anion transmembrane transport.